UGCCCAACGAACGAGAUGCUUUGCAAGAGCGCCGACCGCUGCGUUCCCAAGACGUGGCGUUGCGAUGGUGACGCGGACUGUCCCGACGGUUCGGAUGAGCAGAAUUGUGAAAGCAAAGUAUGCUCGUCGGAGGAAUUUACGUGUCGCAGCGGAACCGGAAACUGCAUCCCGCUGGGCUGGAUGUGCGACCAAAAUCGCGACUGUGCCGACGGAUCCGAUGAAGUGUCCUGCAAUGAAACUUGCCGCUCGGAUGAAUUCACCUGUGGUAACGGACGCUGUAUCCAAAAGCGCUGGGUAUGCGACCGUGAUGAUGACUGCGGCGAUGGUAGCGACGAGCAGAACUGCCAACCGACGACGUGCGAUCCGCUGAAGCAGUUUUCCUGUGCGGAGAACUACUGCAUCACCAGCAAAUGGCGCUGCGACGGGGAACCCGACUGCCCAGACGGUUCCGACGAGACGGGAUGUGCUAAUCCACCGCCACCGACCUUCUCGACCUGUCUGCCGAUGGAGUAUCAAUGCAAUGACCGGAUCACCUGCAUCCAUCGAAGCUGGAUUUGCGACGGCGAGAAGGACUGCCCCCGAGGUGACGACGAGAUGCCACCGAUCUGUCAGAAUGUGACCUGCCGCUCGGACCAGUUCCAGUGUAAAAAGGACAAAACCUGCAUCAACGGGCACUUUUACUGCAACGGCAAGAAUGACUGCACUGACGGAAGCGACGAGCAGAACUGCGGGUUGACGCUUUCGAUUGUUUCUCCCACAGGCAAUCGACAGACUGCCAAGUGCAACCCCAAGACGGAGUUUGAUUGCGGUGGUGGAAUGUGCAUACCGCUAGCGAAGGUUUGUGACAAGAAGCCCGAUUGCCCCGAGUUCCAGGACGAACCCGCCGAUAAGUGUGGCAAGAACGAGUGUCUGGAGAGUAACGGUGGCUGCUCGCAGCUAUGCGUGGAUACACCUGCUGGCUUCUACUGCGACUGUAAACCAGGCUUCAAGCUGGCCGACAAUCGAACGUGUGUGGACAUUGACGAAUGCGAAGAAUCCGGAUCGUGCUCCCAAAACUGCACCAACGAGAUCGGCACCUUCAAGUGCGAAUGCAUGGAUGGCUAUCUGCGCGAUCCAAGAGAUCAUACGCGAUGCAAGGCGACGGAAGGACACGCCUCACUGCUGUUUGCACGGCGCCACGACAUUCGAAAAAUCUCGCUCGAUCAUCGCGAGAUGACAUCGAUCGUGAAUGAUACCAAAUCGGCUACGGCACUGGAUUUCGUUUUCCGCACCGGCAUGAUCUACUGGAGUGACGUAACGGAGAAACGCAUUUACAAAGCACCGAUUGACGAAGGUUCGGACAAGACGGUCGUCGUGAAAGAUCAACUCGUAACGUCCGACGGGUUGGCGGUGGAUUGGAUCUACAAUCACAUCUAUUACACCGACAUUAAAAAGUCAACCAUCGAGCUGACGAACUUCGAUGGCAACAUGGGCAAAAUUCUGAUUCAGGAUGAUCUGGAAAUCCCGCGCGCAAUCGCUCUGGAUCCCAUCGACGGAUGGAUGUACUGGACGGAUUGGGGCACUAAUCCGCGUAUCGAACGCGCCGGCAUGGACGGUACGCACCGGCAAGUGAUUGUCAGCUACGAAGUGAAGUGGCCCAACGGUAUCACCCUGGAUUUGGUUCGCAAACGCGUGUACUGGGUCGACGCGAAGCUGAACGUUAUAUCGUCCUGCAACUACGAUGGCACCAAGCGAUCGGUAAUACUCUACUCGGCGGACUUCCUGCGGCAUCCGUUCUCGAUAACCACUUUCGAGGAUUACGUGUACUGGACCGACUGGGACAAGGAAGCGGUCUUCAAGGCAAACAAAUUCACCGGAAAAGACAUCGAACCGGUGACAGCGCUGCACAUGCUGCAACACCCGAUGACGAUCCACGUGUACCAUCCGUACCGGCAGCCGGACGGCGUAAACCACUGUCAGGCGGUGAAUGGCCACUGCUCCCACCUGUGUCUACCGGCACCGCAAAUCAACUCCAACAGCCCCAAGAUAUCCUGUGCGUGCCCGACCGGUCUGAAACUGAUGAGCGACAGCUUAAUGUGUGUUGAAGACGAAAGCGCAGUCCAGUCUGCGGGCAGUGCAGAAGUCGGCGAAGGCGGUACCAUCCCCGGUGACGUUGGCAGCAGCAACGCAACGAUGCGCAAUGGCACCGACGGUACGAUCAUCCAUCCGGGCGUGGUCGAGAAUGACUCGGGCCAGGUGGCCCUCAUCGCUAUCGUUGUCAUCCUGGCGGGAGUCAGCGCCUUAGCAAUGAUCGCGUACUGCAUAUACCGCCACUACACGAAAGGACGCUCGACGGCGAUAAACUUCGACAAUCCCGUGUACAGAAAAACCACCGAGGACCAGUUCAGCCUGGAGAAGAACAUGCAAAGCCGCAUGUACCCGAGCACCGUGGGCGAAGAGGCACAGGAACCACUCACUCGACCCGCCACGAACGACUUUGUCUAGCUGCCCCCAAAAAGGACUCCCAUCGAUCGCAAUCCACCCCAAUCGGCAAUCGAUGCCCAGCAGCAGCAGCAGCAGCAAUGUGCGGUAAUGGAUGCUGAGAAGUUGGAAACCACCAGCGCGAUCGUAACGAUGGGAGUCACUAACGGAUGAUGGAAAAACUCACCAGCUUCGUCAGCAGGUCGAAACUCCAGCUGAUCGGAGGGCAACACUACUAGGCGAACGAUGGGAAGAAUAGAAAAGUAAUUGAAGCGUACGGUUUAGGUUCAGAUUCACUCACCGUCUCGAUGCGGGGUUUCGUUUUCGGGGUUUGCUUUGCGCCAUUGAAACAAACUCUUCAAAUCGCAAAACAUCAAACCUCGUUAUGUGCAAUAAUAAGUUUAGGCGACAGUUUGCUCUUUUUCUUUGUGUUGUUUUUGGCCACCUGUGUGUCAUAGUAAAAUAUUGAUUAUUAUUUGUUCAGUAGUACGAAGGGAACGGGCAGGUUUCGGAUUACGGUGUAGAGGGUUCGUUUCUGUUUUUGUAGUAAUUGUGAUUGUAAAUCGACGCGCUACGGCAACAGCUACGAGCACCAUUCGUACUUUUUGGUUUUUGUUUCGUUUCCAAUUAAGUUAGACUAGGCACUGAAACGGAGAGUUUAAAAUCGCAGGCAACCGGUCGGCGGUCUCGCCACUCCUUGCCGUAAAGUGUUAGGAAUUGAGUGAGUGUGUGCGUAGGCAAGAGGCGGCAAAAUUUAACGGCUGUAGAACCGAGUACUCUAAGGACGAGCAGUUCCGGCGGAAGAGCGUAGUGGCGCAUUGAAGUAGACGGUGAUAAUUGAGAUUAUUAUUUUUUUUUUUUUUGUUCUUUCUCCUGUAUGUGCUAGGGAACUGGGGUAGGCGGAGGACCUGCCAAAAAAGUGAAACUUUAGUGCAAA
Molecule: messenger RNA, 3397 nt
Organism: Anopheles nili
Lineage: Eukaryota; Metazoa; Arthropoda; Insecta; Diptera; Culicidae
Product: low-density lipoprotein receptor 2-like
Exons: 14
Coding region: 16-2484 (822 amino acids)
Molecular function (GO): protein binding; calcium ion binding
Source: RefSeq, a predicted model, not a curated record